GCGACAGCAUAUGCUUCUUUCACCAUUAUAUCUCUGAAAAUUGAACAUUUGUUUUCUAUUUGUGCUCAUCCACAACGUGACAACAUGUCCAAGCUCACUGUAACUGCAGGGCUCUGUUUGAUCAUCGCCAGCUUGGCUACAACCGGUUUAGCAGAUACUCCUGAAAACCCCUGUCAUGGAAAGGAUGAUGGGCUCUACGCCAACAGUGCUGAUCCACAUUCUUAUUACAACUGUGAUAAGGGAAUAGCCCACCUCCAACACUGCUCAGCAGGUUUGGUCUUCAACCAAGUGAUCAACAACUGUGACUAUCCCCAGAAUACUGGAACAUUCUGUGUUGGAAAGGAUGAUGGGCAAUACUCCAACACUGCUGAUCCACAUUCUUAUUACAACUGUGAUAAGGGAAUAGCCCACCUCCAACACUGCUCAGCAGGUUUGGUCUUCAACCAAGUGAUCAACAACUGUGACUAUCCCCAGAAUACUGGAACAUUCUGUGUUGGAAAGGAUGAUGGGCAAUACUCCAACACUGCUGAUCCACAUUCUUUUUACAACUGUGGUGGUAAAAGAACCUUCCUCCAAUACUGCCCACCAGAUUUGAUCUUUAACGAAGAGGACAACUGCUGUGGUUAUCCCAAGUCAUCCACUCCGACAAAUACUGGAACAUUCUGUGAUAAAAAGGAUAAUGGGCGCUACGCCAACCCUGAUGACCCAACCAGUUUUUACGAAUGUUUGAAUCAGAUAACAUACAACAAUAUAUGUACAACAGGGUUGGUCUUCAAGCAAACCUGUGGCCCUCCCAAGUCACCUUCUACAAACUCAUGUACUGCCAAUAAUGGACACUUUGCUAACGCUAAUGACCCAACAACAUUUGUCAACUGUGGGAAUGGGAAGUGCACUAUCCAAAAAUGCUCAGCAGGUUUGAUCUUUAAACAAAGCUGCACGUGCUGUGACCAUCCCUAGUCAUCCACUCCGACAGAUACUGUAAACCUCUGUGAUGGAAAGAAAUAUGGGUACUACAUCCAGCUUGAUAACUCAUAUUUUUCACAUUUGGCUUACAGGUAGAAAAAUUGCUUUAUAAUGGUACUGCUGGGUUUUAUAGGCCUGACUUAUAUACACUUAUUUCAAUACAUUUUAAAACACAAUUCAUGUAUCAAAUGUUCGGCACUAAUAUUUUCAGAUUGAUUUCCAUCAGCUCCCUGUGCCUGCGUACAUGUUAAAGUGGAAAUGUCCAACCAUCCAUAUCUAUCAAUAUACAUUUAAUCUGACAGGCUUUACUUAUUUUAUUAGUUAUUGUUGGUGUUUCUAAUUCUGUUGCAUUGGUGUGCUCUUGUUCGUUUAUAUUUUAUGUUUAAUAAAAUCACGCAUCA
Molecule: messenger RNA, 1364 nt
Organism: Cottoperca gobio
Lineage: Eukaryota; Metazoa; Chordata; Actinopteri; Perciformes; Bovichtidae
Product: chondroitin proteoglycan 2-like
Exons: 4
Coding region: 85-957 (290 amino acids)
Cellular component (GO): extracellular region
Molecular function (GO): chitin binding
Source: RefSeq, a predicted model, not a curated record